GGCUGUGGGGGGAAGAUGCGUUAGUCUGUCGGUCUCUCAUGAAAUGAACUACUGUGUCAACAUCGACCAACUCUCAAUCACACGACAAACAUGCCAGCACCGUCCUCAGCGCCCGCCUGGCGUAUAGUCUUCUGCCAGUGGAGCCGCCCACCACGCACACACGUACUCCCACACAGAGACAACCGAGAACGGACCCACCCCAUGCACAUACGACUUGUCUGCCCAUGCAGCCUGAUGGUGGCCGCACCUUCUCAACCAGGCGGCUGAAAGAACCACUGGCCUCUCUGCCCCACACACCGUCCACCGUGGCACACAAAGGGGUGAAGUGGAUGGACUUGUCCUCGCACACACGGCUGUGGUCAGAUGGUGAGGUAGGAAGACGCGUCAGCAUUUGUCACGCAGAGGUCAAACGACAUGUCCUUCUGCCGCUCCGUCCGCACCCCCUUCUCCUCCUCGAGCUCAGCGAUCACCGCCUCCUUGACCGCCUCCUUUCCGACCGCCGACUCGCCGUCGUCGGUCAGUCGGUCCAGUUCCCUCCCUACUCGGAGGUCGCCUCCUGUGCUAUGCCAUCGACUUGCGCAGCGACGUCCUGAUGCCUGACCAAUCGCGCACACAAACACACCGGCAGACGCACGCCCUCACCAGACGAGAUGAGCACGGAAGCUGCAGCUGCAGCUGAUCUUCUUCAUCCUUGCGCACCUGGGAGGGAGAUCACCGUGCUUGCGCGCAACGUCCUCGAACACACGGAGGAAGGCGUCCUUGUCGUUCACCGUGAAGUCGUCGGUGACGUACUUCUCGAGGGCACGAUACUCCUUCCGCGUGAACUUGUGCAGGUCGUAGUGAGCCAGAAUUUCCUUCUUGUCAUCGUCGGCGUCCUCCUGCUGGUCACCGAGGACAGCGGCCACGAUGUGGAAUCGCUUCUCGCUACAGCACCAGUGCCGAGUCGGGCAGAGGCCGACGUGGGUUAGCGCAAUCCUCAAAUACUCAAUCGGUGGCAUGGAGCCGACGUCCAUUUCUACACCUUUCAGGGAGGAUGUCGUUUAACC
This is a messenger RNA of Vitrella brassicaformis, 1046 nucleotides long. NCBI's taxonomy places the organism in Eukaryota, Vitrellaceae. The record is from the annotation of a GenBank genome assembly.